AUGGUUCGUCAUUUGGAUCUUUCUAGUUUCUCUACCUGCGGCUUACAAAAAAGUUCUUUUGAAAUUCAAAAUGUCGCCACUCCAGAUCUUUUAAUACAUAUUCUAAGAUCUUUCCCCGAAUUAAAAGCUUUUUCCGUUUUAUUUUUAGAAUGUAAAAACAUCAAAGCUAUCGAUUUUUGUGGUUGUGUUAGUAAACAAUUUAGUAACGCUUUAGAUGAAAUCUCUCGAUCAAUUGGUCGCGUUAAAAUUGAGCAAUCUUGUAAUGAUUAUGAUGAAACAACUAUUUCUUUUAAUAUGAAUUCCAAACCUUUAUUAUCUCAUUUACAAAGACUUUCAUUUCAUGAAUGCCCUACAAUUUCUGAAUACUCAAUCAUCAUACCCCUUCUCGCUCAUACUCCAAAUCUUACACAUCUUGAUUUGGGAGGUUGUUCUAUCAGCGAUUUAACUUUAAAUUUCUCAAAUAUUCCAAUUAAAUUAUCUCAUUUAUUAUUGGCUAAAUGCAAAAAUAUUUCAUCCAAUGCUAUUUCAUCUCUUGUCUCAAAAUGUUCUCAAUUGGAAACUCUUAAUCUUUAUGGUGACAGAGAUAUCACUACUGUUAUUAGAGAAUAUGAUUUAGUAACCAUACUUCGAUCACCCAAUGCAAAGAAUUUCCGGACAUUAGAUAUUGGAUCAUCGCAAAUAACCCCUUUGAUUUUAACAUCUAUCAAAGAGAAUUGUUCAUCAUUACAAAAUCUUGGAAUUUCAAAAGCUCAAAUUACCAACUUGAAUCUUAUCAAAGAUCUUUUAACAUCAUUGCCGAAUUUACAAUACAUUGAUCUCACUUCAAUCCCAUGCUUUAACAUUUUAAACACAAACAAUUUGCUUACUGAUAUAAAAAAGAAUAAGCAUCCUAUUAAUACAAUCGAAAUGAGUGAAUCAUUACUUAAAAAACUUUACGCAGUUGACGGAUGGAAAAUUGAUGUAAAUUAUGGUAGAAGAUGGUAUUACUCUCGGGAAGCUCAAAGAGAAGCGAUCCGACCUGAUAGAGUACAUGGUAGAAAAUUGGACAUAACUGAAUAUGGUCCAGAAUUUAUGAGCAAAAUUUUUCUAUAUUAUAGCUUUGAUGCAUAA
This is a messenger RNA of Dentiscutata heterogama, 1110 nucleotides long. Lineage: Eukaryota; Fungi; Glomeromycota; Glomeromycetes; Diversisporales; Gigasporaceae. The record is from the annotation of a GenBank genome assembly.